CAAGGAUCACGGAAGUAAAUAGAGCCGCUGGACUUUUGCAGGUGAGAGCCAUGCUCGCCGGCUACAGCCCUGUGAUCCAGGCCUUGCUCGGGACGCUGUUCACCUGGGGUCUGACGGCCGUGGGAGCUGCCUUGGUCUUCAUCUUCUCCAGCGGACAGAAGCGGAUUCUGGAUGGAAGCCUGGGCUUUGCUGCAGGGGUGAUGUUGGCAGCCUCCUAUUGGUCCCUGCUUGCCCCUGCCAUUGACAUGGCUGAGGAUUCUGGGAAGUACGGGUCCUUCGCCUUCGUCCCCGUCGCCGUGGGAUUCACACUGGGCGCUGCCUUCGUGUAUCUGGCUGACCUGGCGAUGCCCCUGCUGGGUGUGGGAGAGGACCCCCACAGGGCUCUGGCCCUCCCCUCGGACUCUAAACCCCCGAAAGAGAAGGAGGAGGAUGCUGUGCCCGAGCUGACGGACCCCCAGGAGCUGUCCAUUCGGAUAGGUAGAGGCGGAAUCCACCCAGAUAAGAUUGAGAACGGAGAGGUGUACCAGAGGAGGAGAGCCCCCCACGCCAGCGCUGCAGAGGAGUCGGGCGUGGCCCCGGGGCCGCGAGGAGAGGCCAGGCAUGCAGCGAGCAGCUGGAGACGCAUCAUCCUCCUCAUCCUGGCCAUCACCAUACACAACAUCCCAGAGGGGCUAGCAGUGGGGGUGGGCUUCGGAGCCAUUGGGAAGACCCCGUCAGCCACCUUCGAGAGCGCCAGGAACCUGGCGAUUGGGAUCGGCAUCCAGAAUUUCCCAGAAGGCCUUGCAGUGAGCCUUCCUCUCAGGGGCAGUGGAGUGUCCACAUGGAAGGCCUUCUGGUAUGGCCAGCUCAGCGGGAUGGUGGAGCCAGUUGCCGGGUUCCUGGGUGCUGUUGCCGUGGUGAUGGCAGAGCCGCUGUUGCCCUACGCCCUGGCUUUUGCCGCCGGUGCCAUGGUGUACGUCGUCAUGGAUGAUAUCAUCCCCGAGGCUCAAGUCAGUGGCAAUGGGAAGCUGGCUUCCUGGGCCUCCAUCCUGGGCUUUGUGGUGAUGAUGUCACUGGAUGUGGGUCUGGGCUGAUCUCCCGAUCAACAUGGCAACCGCCAAGGAAAAAAGGGACGAAAUUUGCCUACUCCAAAACUUCCGCUUUUCUUUUAC
Molecule: messenger RNA, 1151 nt
Organism: Megalops cyprinoides (Indo-Pacific tarpon)
Lineage: Eukaryota; Metazoa; Chordata; Actinopteri; Elopiformes; Megalopidae
Product: zinc transporter ZIP11
Exons: 10
Coding region: 51-1073 (340 amino acids)
Biological process (GO): zinc ion transmembrane transport
Cellular component (GO): membrane
Molecular function (GO): zinc ion transmembrane transporter activity
Source: RefSeq, a predicted model, not a curated record